AUGAGUGUAGGACUGAAUGGCUUGGCUUGGCUUAUUGACCGUUGCAAGACUUACAAAAAAAAUAUUCAAGAGAAACCACAAAAUGUCGAGCGUGCAUCUUUCGUGAAAGACUUCAUCAUAAUCUCAAAAUACACAUUAAAACGUUUCUCGACAAAACUAUUUGUCUUUGAAUGGAACAUCAACUCCAAACGCAAUCCCCAGAGCGCAUCCACUCACAAAAGCAAGGGAGAAUCUUAA
Molecule: messenger RNA, 237 nt
Organism: Clunio marinus
Lineage: Eukaryota; Metazoa; Arthropoda; Insecta; Diptera; Chironomidae
Source: the annotation of a GenBank genome assembly